AUGGUUGGCCAUUCGGAUAAUGGUAUCACCAGUGACCACUAUGACAACACUCCUUCUGCUGAGCCUGCCACUGCAAAUCAUGCCACAACAAAAUCUCACAGCUCUGACAACAAGAACAUGUGGUCUGCCAAGAAUGAUGCUUUAAGUGCACAAAUUGCAACAAGGGGAUUGAAGAUGCUCUUGGUGAGUUCUGUUAAUAUUGGAGAGAGGAUUGAAGUUAUUAAAGUCUUGAGUUAUCUCUUUCCUUUUCAUCUCAAGCCUAUUAGUCUAAAAAUGUAG
Messenger RNA from Prunus armeniaca (apricot), 279 nucleotides. The record is from the annotation of a GenBank genome assembly. NCBI's taxonomy places the organism in Eukaryota, Viridiplantae, Streptophyta, Magnoliopsida, Rosales, Rosaceae.